Molecule: messenger RNA, 1401 nt
Organism: Panonychus citri (citrus red mite)
Lineage: Eukaryota; Metazoa; Arthropoda; Arachnida; Trombidiformes; Tetranychidae
Product: elongation of very long chain fatty acids protein AAEL008004-like
Exons: 2
Coding region: 262-1074 (270 amino acids)
Biological process (GO): fatty acid elongation, polyunsaturated fatty acid; very long-chain fatty acid biosynthetic process; fatty acid elongation, saturated fatty acid
Cellular component (GO): endoplasmic reticulum membrane
Molecular function (GO): fatty acid elongase activity
Source: RefSeq, a predicted model, not a curated record
AAACCAAUAUCAACCUUAACCGUUAAAGUAACCAUCAUGUAUCAGAAUUUUCAUCGAUAAACUUUCAACGUUUUCAUUUUCAUCUUUAUCUACACCAUCAUCUUUCCCCUUGGAAUAGGAUAUUCAUCAUUCAUUUUCCUAUUUCAAUUCGUUGAUUAGUAAAAAAAAUCAACAGUUACUACUUGACUGACCAACAAUUAACAAAAAAAAACGACAAUAACAAUCACCGACUCAUCAUCAUCAUUCAUUAGUGUAAUCAUCAUGUUAGCAAAUUUGUUAAACACAAUUAAUUAUGUUCAUUAUGAAGUGUGGCAAGAAAAAGGUGACCCUCGAAUCGAUUCAUAUCCCCUCCUUCAUGGUGGACCAUGGAAAGUUCUGACCAUUGUUGGUCUUUACAUUUUCUUUGCCAAAUAUUGGGGACCAAAGAUGAUGAAAAACUCAGCCCCAUGGGAUUGUCGAAGAGCAAUGAUUAUCCACAAUUCAGUUCUAAUUGUGCUCAAUUUGAUUGGUUUUCUGGUUGGACUUGCAGUUACAUCGUUCGGUGCUGAAGCCUGGUCAUGUAAAGCAUUGGAUACAAGUGAUGUUACACUUAAGACCCGAUUAACAUUGGCCUUGGGCUAUUUGUAUUUUAUUACCAAAUUUAUGGACUUCUUGGAUACGCUAUUUUUUGUGUUGCGAAAGAAAAACUCUCACAUUUCAGGAUUACAUGUUUUCCAUCAUGCAAUCAUGCCCUUGACCGCUUGGGCUGGAUGUAAAUUUUUCCCCGGCGGUAAUUCAGCUUUAACUCCAUUGGUCAAUUCAUUUGUUCACGCAGUCAUGUAUGGCUAUUACCUGCUCGCUGCCCUUGGUAUACCCCAAGAAAAAUAUAUCCAUCUUAAAAAGCACAUCACCGAAAUUCAAUUGCUACAAUUUACCCUUGUCCUUUCCCAUUCACUUUACUCUUUAAUCAAUACGACCUGUGAAUGGCCUCGAGCUAUGGCCAUCGCUGAGGGCGCAGAGGCGAUCACUUUCCUCAAAAUGUUUUCCGAUUUUUACAUCCACACUUAUUUAACUAAGAAAGUUAAACAAAAAUGAUUUAAUUAGCUUAGAAAAUUUAACAAAAAAUUCAAAUUUUUUCUACCCUUUUUUUGGUAACUACAAUUAACCUUAUUUUUGAGAAAUUUUCUUCAUCAUUUCCGUUUCUUGUUGUAAACUCUUUCCCUUAAUUCCCUCUCUAUCUAUCUAUCAAUCUCCUUUCCUUUCCUUUCCUUUCUUCCCUUUAAAUACACUUUGUUAAUUGUUGAUUUUUUUCUUCUCCUUCUCCUACAAUUUAACAAGCAAUUAAUGGACAUUUUAUCUAAUUAAUUGAUUAAAAAGGUACACACACACACAAUUACACUUUGAGUGUUUUCCAAUUUAAAA